GUGUUGUCCCUGUUGGAGGAUCUGGACAAAAUUAACGAAACUUUGGCUCCGUGGCUCAUCAGCUGAUCCACCCUGAACGCCUCCUCUAUGACCUGGGCUCAGCUAAACAACCUCAGCAGAUCCAUGGACAAUAUCUCUAAUGCCAUAGAGAACUACAACAGUACUCUGGAUGAGAGCAGGAACAGAGCGGACAUGUUGGAGGAGGAGAUCAUGACCAUCGACUCAGACAUCCGCGGCCUGGAAGAUAAGGUGGUGGCGGUAGCAGAACAAGCAGACAGUCUGGAGAAUAGCAGCAGCAACACCUAUCAGAGAGCCCAGGACCUGCUCUCACACAUGGAGAACAUAGUAGGAGAGGUGGAAGACCUAAUGCUGCAGGAGAACCGUACGGGUCUGAAUGAGACGCAGGUGGAGCAGGAAGAGGACAACUUGCUUGAGAAGAUGAAGCAGGUGGAGGCCAUGCUGAGAGAGAUGAGAUUCAAGAGCUGUGUCGGACAGAAGGAGAUAGCAGACAGAGAGAUGUCCGAGGCUAAGAAAUGUGAGUAA
Salvelinus sp. IW2-2015 is the source of this 543-nucleotide messenger RNA. RefSeq lists its product as uncharacterized. Bases 88 to 543 code for a protein of 151 amino acids. NCBI's taxonomy places the organism in Eukaryota, Metazoa, Chordata, Actinopteri, Salmoniformes, Salmonidae. Gene Ontology annotation, biological process: regulation of cell migration; regulation of embryonic development; regulation of cell adhesion. Gene Ontology annotation, molecular function: signaling receptor binding. The record is from RefSeq and is a predicted model, not a curated record. The transcript is spliced from 4 exons.